Messenger RNA from Leptidea sinapis, 2492 nucleotides. RefSeq lists its product as uncharacterized. The record is from RefSeq and is a predicted model, not a curated record. The transcript has 10 exons. NCBI's taxonomy places the organism in Eukaryota, Metazoa, Arthropoda, Insecta, Lepidoptera, Pieridae. Bases 56 to 2362 code for a protein of 768 amino acids.
UGGCAAUUCGAAUUUCGAGUAGUGUUUCUUGAAUCUCGGUCUAAAUACGACGUUUAUGCGCGCGCGCUCUGCAUCAAUAAUGUUUAGAUUAUUAGUGUGGUGGUGUUUUAUUGGAUUUACAAUAAAUUACAUUGCGGCUUUUGAAGGCGAUGAUAAACAUCAGGAUGACUUUUAUCAAGACUUUAGUCUUCCAGAACUUAAAAAUAUACCAGUUUAUAUUGACAGUAAGGGCACUGUAAGAGACUUUGAUCCAAAAGAUAGAGGAAAUAAAGAAACAGAAAGUGAAGAAAAAUUCAAAGAAACAGUAAAAAAAGAUAUCAGUGAUACUUUACAUUACGAUGAUAUUAAAAACUAUCAAUUUGAAGAUAACAGGUCAGAAGAAGAAAUCAGUGAGGGUUUCAAUAAGAAAGAUAAUGAAAAUGAAGACUUUCAACUUCUAAAAGGUGACGAUGACUUAGCACCUCCUGAUGAUGAAAAGUCAUUAGAAGAUUUUAUGAAAGACUAUAUAUCGAGUCAAUUUCCUUCAGAAAAUGAAAUAUUAGAGGAGACGAGGUCAAUAUUAAAUGAAGAUGUGAAUAAUGAUUUUAAAGACAUAGCUAUACUAGAAUCUAAUUCUUCUCUUCCUUCUAACAUCUACGGUGAGACAACAAAAAUUUUAAGUGAAACGACCAAUAAAUUUGAUGACCUCAAUGAACCAAUAACAGACAAAAUGGACCCCAAGCAAUUCGAAGAAUUCAUGGCUGAUCUUGAAGAACUAGAUUCAGUAAGAAGUAAAUUGGGGGAUCAGGUAGACAAAACCCUUGAAGAAACUAACGACUAUACGUCUGAUGAAUUUGAUUAUUAUAAGUCAAACGAACAAAAUGAUUACAAUAUGAUUGAAGAUGAUUACGAAGACAUGAAGGAACUUUUUCCAAACAAAGAUACAGAAAAUAAGGAACUACUUAAAGAAGAGCAUAAAGAAAACGGAGAACUAGUAACGGUUUUAUAUUUAAAUGAUGCCUUGUUUGCAAACUCCAACGAUGUUAUGUCUGAAUCGGCUACUACAGACUAUGUAAAUGAAAAUGAUACCAAAAUAUCAACACCUACAACAGAAGCAACAACGGAAGUAAAAUCAGUUGAACCUAAAGGCUCGUUAGCAAUGCCUGAUAUUGACGAAAUGAAUGACACAGAUUUAGAUGAUUUUUUUGCGAAAUAUUUUGAACAACGAAAUGCCGAUGUAACGCCCACUAACACUAUACAGAUAAGUUUAAAUGUAAAUGAAACGACAAUUGUAACAUCACCCAACUAUCCUAACAAUUAUCCUACCGGAGAAAUUACUGACUACAUUAUAACAGGAGACGGUGUGGGUAUAGAAAUGAAUGUUACAGACUUUUCUGUUAAUGGUUUCAUAGGAGAUUAUCUUCUUGUAUUACCGGGUCGCACCGAUGAUAAAGGCUCGGAUGGAAUACUUUUCUCUUAUGGACUGAAGACUGAACGGAAACUGAGAUACACAGAUGUGGACAGAAUGUUCAUGAGGUUUGAGGCGAACCAGGGCAUGGCGUUUCAAAGAGGUUUUAGUAUUGGCCUGAAAAUGAUAUCCCCCAGAACAGAUGUAGUUGAUGACAUAGCUGAACCAGAAGCAGCAGAGUUCCCGCGUUCCAACGCUACCCUGUCUAUAAACAUUGGGGGCAUCGCCCUGAGCCCCUUUAUCACCAUCAAGGAGGAGUUCACCAGAAUUCUGGCUGAUAUGGCAACUAUGUACAUCAAUGCUAAAGGAAUCGAUGCUGGAAUAUCCGAUACGCAUAAUGUGACGGAAUUGAGGGGCGAAGCACUUUGCUUCCACAACUGGCCGGGAUCGGAGAACUGUGUUGAGGUAACCUUCUGGAUUCCCCUGGUGUACGAUGAGGAGGUGGAAGAACCCAGGCUCCACAGCGAUGAUCUGAAGGAGAUGUGGAACACCUAUGCUUCACAGGAUCCAUUUGCCGCGAGGCUUGCAGCGUUGGGUGUUGAGGAGUUCACGUUCCCCGACGAGCGAAUGGUAAUGACGGCGUGGAUGGCGAUCGCAGCCGGCGUGCUGAUCUUCAUGGCUCUACUGGCCCUCGCACUCUGGAGGUUCAGCUGUUUCCAGGAGUACACCAUGAUGCCUUCGUUCUCGGAUACGGACAGUCUCAACGAGAAACGUAACCUGGAUCUGUACCCCACACCGCAUCAGACUCUGCCGUCGCUUUACUCCGAGCCAGAGGUCAAGUGGCCCGACUCCAAGUUCGAUGCUCAAGAUGGGGUCGGUUUUUCCAACAAGAGCUACAAACAUGACCACGCGUACGAUGUGGACUCCGAAGACGAGUUCCGUACUAUCGAUAGAAGGUACACCACAGACGUGUAGCCGAAUCCAUAUGAAUAAACAUCGGUGCCAUCAGUCCCCGCGACAUUUACAGUGUGUGAGAUUUAUGACAAAUUGUAAUUUAAGAGUUUAUUGUUAUUAUAUUGUAAACUUAAUAAAUUUAGAUUAAAAA